AUGAAGGGCUCCCACUUACUCCUCUGCCUCUGCUCCGUGACUUGCUGGUUGAGUCUGAUGCCGGCAGCUGAGAACAAAAUCUUCCACUUCGGACCCUGCAGGAUUUCAAUGAGUGUCACCGAGAUCAGGUCUGGCUUCACUGCAAUUAAAGCAAACAUCCAAGCCCGAGACCCCAUCAGGACCCUGAGCAUCCUGUCGCACCCGCAGUCCCUGCACAAGGUCAAGUCUUCAGAUCGAUGCUGCGUCAUCCAUAACCUCUUCAACUUCUACAUGGACAAAGUCUUCAAGCACUGCCAGACUGAGGACUCAUACGUCAACCGGAAAAUCAGCAGCAUAGCCAACUCCUUCCUCAGCAUCAAGAAGAAACUCGAGCAGUGUCAUAAUCAGAAUAAGUGCUUGUGUGGGCAGGAAUCCACUGAGAAAUUUAAGCAAAUACUCGCGAACUACGAAGGGAUGAAUAUCACAUCUGCAGCAAUUAAAUCCCUGGGCGAGCUGGACAUCCUUCUGGACUGGAUGGAGAAAUCUCGUUAG
Cygnus atratus (black swan) is the source of this 531-nucleotide messenger RNA. RefSeq names its product interleukin-20-like. Lineage: Eukaryota; Metazoa; Chordata; Aves; Anseriformes; Anatidae. The coding region runs from base 1 to 531 and encodes 176 amino acids. The record is from RefSeq and is a predicted model, not a curated record. The transcript has 5 exons.